AUGAGUGACAGUGUACCUGGAAAACAGAGUUCUGAACAUGAGGUGGAGAAAAAAGCUGAAAAAAAUCGUAACUGUGAGCCUUGCGAAGAGGACGGUGACGCCUUUCCUGCUUUUGGAUUCUGUGUGGACUGCCAAAAUUACUUGUGUGAGUCGUGCUUUAAAUGUCACUGUAUUCCCAAACCUACGAAAAAACAUAGACUAUUAAAUACCGCAGAAAUGCCAAGAAAGAAAGUGUCAGAAGAUUUAUCAGAAAUUUGUAAGAAGCAUGAGGGAGAAGCCAUCAAGUAUUACUGCAAAAAUCAUAAUGUAGUUGGCUGUAACUCGUGUAUGUUACUAGAACAUAAACCAUGCCAAAAAAUAUGUGGCCUCAAUGAAAUGGCACAAGAUGUUGAAACAUCACAACCGUACAUAGAAUUAUGCAACCGUCUAGAGAGAAUUGAAGAAAGUUGUGAAAAACAGCUUGCAAAUGCACGUGCAAAUGCAGAAGACAGCGACUUGUUUUAUGAAAAAGCAGUUGAUAAAGUUGAACAACUAAGAAAAGAAAUGAAUGCACACUUUGACUUGCUACAUGAAAGAAUAGAAAAGGAUGCUGGAAAAAGGCGGGACAUUAAUGUUGCCAAAAUGAAGCGUCUUAUAAAAACAACAGAGAGUGUACAAGCAGAGCAAAUUCAGAUAAAAGAAGACCUUGAAAUACUUGCAGAAACAAGGCAAAGAAAGCAACUUUUUAUAGCUCUAAAUAAAUCAAAGAAGCAAGUAGAUAGUUUACAGAAAAAACUAUCAGAAAUUUCUAAAGAAAAUGCUGUCACAAAAUACACAUUUAAAGAAACCUUUGAUGUCAGAGGUAUUUUGGGGAAUGUUUGUAGUGUUGGUAAUCUUAUAGAAGACAAAACUUCGCCAACAUACUUGAACAGUUAUACUGAGUUUGGGAUUACAAAACGUAUAAAAUUAAGUGAGAGCAUUUCACUCGUUAUUCAUCCAAUAGAAAAAAGUAUUGAAAUAUCUGAUAACAAACUAGUUAUUGCUAAAAAAGUCCUACAAACAACUCCCUGGGAUGCAUGUAGUAUAGCAGUACUAUAUGAUGACUACGAUUUUGGAAAAGGGUCUUUCAAUCUCAGACCAGUUUAUGGCUACCAUUUUGCUGUGACAUUGCCUGAUGAAAGAAAAGUAAAGGUAUUUGGUUAUCAAGGAAAGGCAUGGAAUGAAGAGAUGGAAAUGAAAGUAGGUGCUAAAUGUGAAGGAAUACAUUUUGUUGAAAAUAAAUUUUUUAUAGCUUGUUCUGAAACGGCCCAGGUUUUGAUUUUAACACGUCAUGGUGAUUUAAUUAGAUCAAUUUCAAAGGAUCAAGUUACGGGGCUUGAAAUGUUUAAAAAACCAGCAUAUAUCCAUUACAGUACAACAGCUAAAAAUAUCUAUGUCACAGACAGAGUAUUGGAAGAAGUCAUACUCGUGUCUCUAGAUGGGAAAUUGCACAAAGUUUACAAAAGAAAUGACAACAAACAACAUCUGUGGGCUCUGCAAAAUGAAUACUGUGUUUCAUCAUUCAAAAUAUUUUGA
Molecule: messenger RNA, 1554 nt
Organism: Mercenaria mercenaria
Lineage: Eukaryota; Metazoa; Mollusca; Bivalvia; Venerida; Veneridae
Product: E3 ubiquitin-protein ligase TRIM33-like
Exons: 1
Coding region: 1-1554 (517 amino acids)
Biological process (GO): positive regulation of DNA-templated transcription
Cellular component (GO): nucleoplasm; chromatin
Molecular function (GO): zinc ion binding; ubiquitin-protein transferase activity
Source: RefSeq, a predicted model, not a curated record